AAUGGAUAGAAAAAUUGGAUGAAGAAAUGAGAGAAUCAAACUGUCACAUUUUACUUAUCCUUAAUGGUGCCCCCUCACAUAUUACUGGUUCCCUCAACUUGACUAAUAUAAAAGUACUUAUGUUACCUCCACAUGCAACAUCAAAAAUCCAACCCAUGGAUGCCGGUAUAAUUGCAUCAUUUAAACUUCAUUAUCGUUAUUUACAACUUCAACAUGCAAUUGAUCAUGACGAAGACAGGGAGAAAGACAUAUAUAAACAGCAAAUAGACAUAUUACCUGUUCGGAAUCCACUAUCAAUUGAAGAUUUACUAAACCUUAAAGAAGAACGAGAAGCACACCACCAGUUUACCGAUGAAGAUCUGAUCCAAGCUAUGACGGAAGUCGAACAGGUAGAAAAGGAAUUCGUAAUACCAAGCUUAACUGGAGAAGAGCAAUUGAAUAUUUUGCAUA
Racocetra persica is the source of this 450-nucleotide messenger RNA. The record is from the annotation of a GenBank genome assembly. NCBI's taxonomy places the organism in Eukaryota, Fungi, Glomeromycota, Glomeromycetes, Diversisporales, Gigasporaceae.